Messenger RNA from Ornithorhynchus anatinus (platypus), 2147 nucleotides. It is a transcript of the gene GPT2, whose product is annotated as glutamic--pyruvic transaminase 2. The record is from RefSeq and is a predicted model, not a curated record. Gene Ontology annotation, biological process: biosynthetic process. The transcript has 11 exons. Lineage: Eukaryota; Metazoa; Chordata; Mammalia; Monotremata; Ornithorhynchidae. Bases 229 to 1764 code for a protein of 511 amino acids. Gene Ontology annotation, molecular function: pyridoxal phosphate binding; L-alanine:2-oxoglutarate transaminase activity.
UGGGGGAUGCAGUUGCCGCUGGCGACGGAGCAGGGCUGAGCUGGUGGAGCAGAGCGUGGUGCAGCUGCCCCGCUCCGAGCAUGAGGGUCGAGCCGGCCGCCGGGCGCUGACCGGCUCGGAGAUGCUCGGGGUGCACGGAGGCUUGCAGAAGACAGGCGGCUCCCCGCUGGCCCCCGUCUGCUCAUUGCAUUCUCUGCGGAUCUUGCAGCCGAGCUCGUCGCCCGCGGGAUGCACCGAGCCGCGGCGCUGGGCGGGCGGCUGCCCCGGGCGCUGCCCCGCCUGCGGGGUCGGGAGCGGAGCGGCGCGGCGGCCAAGCUGGGCCGGGAGCGCAUCCUCACCCCCGAGUCCAUGAACCCGCAGGUCAAGGCGGUGGAGUACGCCGUCCGCGGGCCCAUCGUCCUCAAAGCCGGCGAGAUCGAGCUGGAGCUGCAGCGGGGCAUUAAAAAACCUUUCACAGAAGUCAUCAAAGCCAACAUUGGAGAUGCACAUGCCAUGGGACAGCAACCAAUCACCUUCCUCCGUCAGGUGGUGGCUCUCUGCACGUACCCAAACCUGCUGGACAGCCCGAACUUCCCAGAAGACACCAAAAAUCGAGCACGGCGGAUCUUGCAGGGCUGCGGCGGAAACAGCUUGGGGUCUUACAGCGCCAGCCAGGGUGUCCAUUGCAUCCGCGAAGAUGUCGCUUCUUAUAUCGAGAGGAGAGAUGGAGGGGUCCCCGCUGAUCCCGACAACAUUUACCUGACCACUGGAGCUAGCGACGGCAUCGCUACCAUCCUCAAGAUCCUCGUCUCGGGUGGGGGGAAGUCCCGGACUGGAGUGAUGAUUCCCAUACCCCAGUACCCCCUCUACUCAGCCGUCAUCUCGGAGCUGGAUGCCGUCCAGGUGAACUAUUACCUGGACGAAGAGAACUGCUGGGCCCUGGAUGUGAACGAACUCCGGCGGGCUGUGAACGAAGCCAAGGAAUAUUGUAACCCGAAGGUCCUUUGCAUCAUCAACCCGGGAAAUCCCACAGGUCAGGUGCAAAGCAGGAAGUGCAUCGAAGACGUGAUCCACUUUGCUUGGGAAGAGAAACUUUUCCUUUUGGCCGAUGAGGUGUACCAAGAUAACGUGUACUCAGAGGACUGCCAGUUUUAUUCGUUCAAAAAGGUGCUGUACGAAAUGGGGCCCGAGUACUACAGCAAUGUGGAGCUGGCUUCUUUCCACUCAACCUCCAAAGGAUACAUGGGCGAGUGUGGCUACCGAGGAGGCUACAUGGAGGUGGUCAACCUGCACCCGGAGAUCAAAGGUCAACUGGUUAAGCUGCUGUCGGUUCGCCUCUGCCCUCCCGUUUCGGGGCAAUUAGCUAUGGACAUUGUCGUGAACCCCCCCAUCCCUGGGGAAGAAUCUUUCGAACAGUUCAACAGGGAGAAGCAGUUUGUCUUGAGCAACCUAGCCAAGAAGGCCAAGUUGACGGAGGACCUGUUCAACCAGGUGCCAGGAAUUCACUGCAACCCUCUGCAAGGAGCCAUGUAUGCCUUCCCCCGGAUCUUCCUUCCGACCAAAGCCGUCGAAGCUGCCAAGGCUCAUAAAAUGGCCCCAGACAUGUUCUACUGCAUGAAGCUACUGGAAGAAACUGGAAUCUGUGUUGUUCCUGGCAGUGGAUUUGGCCAGCGAGAAGGCACUUACCACUUCAGAAUGACGAUCCUCCCUCCUGUGGAGAAGCUGAAGAUCGUCUUGGAGAAGAUUAAGGACUUUCACAUAAAGUUCCUGGAAAAGUACGCCUGAGAAGAGUGUUGGGACGACCAAGGGGAUCAUGGUUUCCCAGGAAACAGGUAUCUCCAGUGUCGGGACCCUGGACCACCAUAUCUCCGGCCAGCAGUACAACAGACUUGUCCUCCCUACACCAUUCCUUGGGGGGGUGGGCGGAGUGACAGAUGGGGUCCCGUUCGUUUUUAGUUUUGCUCUAGAAGACGUUUUUGUGCCUUGACGAGGAAGAAGACUUCUGUUCUUGACCUCCGUUCCUGAUCAGAUACGUUUUCACCGCCCCGUUUUUCUGUCGGUUUACAGCGGACUGUUCUGGUGCUGUAGAAGAUGAACCUGCCGACCGAAGGGGACUGAUGGUCUCUGGCUUUGCUUUUGAAAUUUAAAUAAAUGUUAAAAAGCAACUA